Prunus armeniaca (apricot) is the source of this 171-nucleotide messenger RNA. Lineage: Eukaryota; Viridiplantae; Streptophyta; Magnoliopsida; Rosales; Rosaceae. The record is from the annotation of a GenBank genome assembly.
AUGAAAGUGAGGGUUAGGCUUGUGAAAGGAAAAGGUUUUCGAAGGUUUAGUACUUCGAAUGAGUCAGUGCAGAUGAGGGAAGUAGAAGCACGCAAAGGGUUUGACCAGUUUCGCAAGUUUGCAAGAUGUGUUGUCCCAAGCUACAACUGGGACGGGAUUGCCAUGGAGUAA